Molecule: messenger RNA, 1113 nt
Organism: Austrofundulus limnaeus
Lineage: Eukaryota; Metazoa; Chordata; Actinopteri; Cyprinodontiformes; Rivulidae
Product: protein NLRC3
Molecular function (GO): protein binding
Source: RefSeq, a predicted model, not a curated record
AUCACUUUUGUGAAAACUGAGCUGAAGAAAUUUCGCAAAAUUCUGGAKCCAGRUUCCCCAGAAUCCUCUGUGAGUCAGAGUGGGAAUGAGAAUGUGUUGGAGGGUGACGAUGAAGAGCAGAGGAGGAGCAGACGUGAGGUGUUUGUAAAGAUCACUCUGAACUUCCUGAGAACAAUGAAGCAAGAGGAGCUGGCUGAACAUCUGCAGAGCAAACUUCUAGCUGCAGUUUGUCAACGUAAACUCAAAUCAUCGCUGAAGCAGAAGUCCCARUGUAUGUUUGAAGGGAUUUCUAAAGCAGUAAAACCAACCCUUUUGAAUGAGAUGUACACAGAGCUCUACAUCACAGAGGGUGGGACUGGAGAGGUCAAUGAUGAACAUGAGUUCAGACAGAUUGAACUGAAAUCCAGGAAACCACACAGACCAGAAACAACCAUCAGACAAAAAGACCUCUUUAAACUCCAACCUGGCAGAAAUCAACCAACCAGAACAGUCAUGACACUGGGGAUGGCUGGCAUUGGGAAAACUGUCUUGAUACAGAAGUUYGUUCUGGACUGGGCUAACACCAAAACUAACCAAAAUAUCCAGUUCAUAUUCCCAUUUUCUUUCAGAGAGCUGAAUUUGCUGAAAGAGACAAAGUUCAGUUUGGUGGCACUUGUUCAUCAYUUCUUUAACAAAACCAAAGAAAUCUCCAGGUUUGAAGGGUUUAAGGUUCUGAUCAUCCUUGAUGGUCUGGAUGAGAGUCGACUUCCUCUGGACUUCCACAGGAACCAGGUCCUGACUGAUACCACAGAGUCCACCUCAGUAGAUGUUCUGCUGACAAACCUGAUCAGGGGGAACCUGCUUCCCUCUGCUCACCUCUGGAUAACCACAAGACCUGCAGCAGCCAAUCAGAUCCCUGCUGACUGUGUCCACAUGUCUUCUAGUUUGAGAGAGCUGGACCUGAGUAACAACAACCUGCAGGAUUCAGGAGUGAAGGCACUUUCCUCUGGAUUGAAGAGUCCACACUGCAAACUGGAAACUCUCAGGGUCCAGUCCCCAUCCCCGGGGACCCCCCCUGGACAUGAUGUCCGCUCCCCUGUUCAGCACACCUGGAAUGUAACUCGCUCAGAUUGA